GUUAUUCUGCUGCACAUAGUGAUAGUCGGCUGAUUGAUGAGUACGUGUUAACCAGACCAAACUGCGGUGAUUUUGACAUGGCUGCGAUAGUUGUAACACUGAGCCCCACCCUUCAUAGGAAUUGUUGAAAGCCAGCCGAACGGAUCGCGUAUGCGGUAGAGCUUGAUGAGACUAUAAAGCUACUCCCAUAAGCAAAAUUCCACCGUGCGUUGAUAAUAGGAAACAGAUGAAGAAAGAAUGUAGCAGGCCUUCCAAAAAAACAAACGUAUGGUUACUAGCAGAGUGAACGGCAACGGGGAGACUUUGUCAUUGACAAUUGGCCACCAAGUUGUAUGAAAACACACCGCUGUGCUAGUCUCGCAGCGGAAUAUUAAGAAGAAUUACUGAGACACACGGUAAAAAUGAAGUACCAGAAGGUGUCCUCCGCGGAGCGACCCCAGCACCUCCAGCAGGAACCGCCGCACCAACCCCCUUCCACCACAUCCACAGCGUCCUAUCCAAUGCAAAAAUGUCUGGGUCUGGAAGAGUGCAGACUUGUCAUGCAUAUUUUCCAUGCCCGAUGAGGUCUGCAAUGCAGCACCUAGCAUGACAGACUCGUCUGCGAAGUCUCUAUCAUGCCUAUCCUGAACUUGGUCGAAAGUGGACAGUUUUUGGCGCUCACGCAGCACAGAUUUUUGCAUGAUUCAAAUUUAGCAUCACAAGUUCCAACUUUGCAGACCCAGACAUAUUUGCAAUGCACACAUCCCCCGAACACCUAACGAACCGGCCCUACCUGCGGGCCGUCGCUGAAACCCUGAAAGCGGCGCUCUGCGUGGUACACCUGCCCUCGCCGGUGGUGGAGCGGCAAAACCACCGUCCCGAGGUCGAGGUGCAGGAAAUGCACCCAGACUGCAGGCUGAAGCCCGUCGUAAUUGCUCGAGACGAGAACGUAUGGAUUGCCAAUAGGUCUGGGUCUGGAAGAUUGCGAGAUUUGUCAUGCUAGUCUGGCAUGACUCUGAGCUCUGUAUUGCGUGGGCACCAAGUAGAGGUCCUCUGGCCUGUCAUGCACAAGCGCAGUUUCUCAUGCGAAAUACACAGCACAGAAGCACGAAAAAAUUUGUAAUGCUUGGCGGCGCAUUACGGAGCACUUAUUCUUCACGGGCUUGCAUCACAAGUUUCCAGACCCAGACAUAUUUGCAACCCAUAGAACGAGAAGUGCCAAGUCGAGGUGACCAUCAACAGCGUCCGUGCCAGCUUUCGCUUCCGCAAGGCGGACGAAUUGGAGGAGGCUUUGGUGCGGCAGUACACAAAGUUCCUGACUUAUGCUGUGCAAAAGUAUCGUACUCGUAGUAAUCCUAAUCGCAGUUAUGCAUUACAAAUCUCCAUCCCAAGGCAAAAUAGCAUGACAAAUUCCAUUUGUCAUGCUGAGCCAAUUUGUUGUAAAUGCGAUUACUACUAGUACGAUACUUUUGCAAUGCAUAUGACUUCGCGGACGUCGACAUUUUCCAGCAGUGGCUCAACAUCGGGGUGCAGUUUUGACGUUCUCCGCAAGACACCGCUGCCGGGGUGGGAUCUGUAUCCUAUUGAAAAACGUCCCCACCCCAUAGUUGUAAUGCAAAUCUGCAUGCUGAAAAUGUUUCUCAUGCGGAGCCCCAUGAGAAGCAGUUUCUAGCGGUGUUUUGCAUUUUGUUAUGCUCCAAUCAGCAUGGUAUGCUAGAUCUGUGAUGCUGCUGAGCUGGCUCAAACAGCACUACACUACGAAUCCAAAUUUGUCAUGCAAAACAGCCAAAACUUGUGGAUUUGUCUAGCCGAUUCCCCAUCUUGACUAUGGUGUGGGGACGUUUUUACUCAGGAUAAUCUCACCUUCUUGCUUACGGCACACGGCAUGCAGGGUGGCCACCUGUUGCAGAUGCAACACUUGCAUUCGCUGCUGCAGGUCCAGCACGACCGGGGCCGCGGGACAACUUUUCGUGCAACUACUACCGGUGACCUCGCGCGGAACAGCCACGUGUUUGGCGGCGGCGAUGCAGACGAACUGAUGCAGGGCGGCACGGCGGCUCCGGACGUCGUCAUGCGCGACGACGGCGCGGACGAUCAGUGGGAAGGCCUGCGGGAGGAAGCUGCCUCCCUGAUGAACCAUAUGAAAGUACACAACUCCCCCUCCCCCUCAUUGGUCAUGCAAAAUACCCAAUCCACCCUUUGCCUCUUGGCACUGGGAGCGGGUGUCCACUACAUGACGAUGAUGGCACUGUUUGCAUGACAAGUUCUAGUAGCCCAAGUAGCACUACAAUCCAGUGCAAAUUUGUCAUGCAAAACCGGCAUUCUUGCUGAUGCUUGUGUUGCCCUUCAUGCUAUACAAAUGAGGGCGAGGGGGAGUUGUGCACUGUCAUAAACCAGCCGAAAGAGCGACUACUCGAGGCCAUCCUCGGGUUCCUGGAGGACUUCGACCGCGACGUGAAGGACAUGAAGCUGACGCUCAACUCGCACCUGCGCCGCGCCGUUUCGGGGUACGCGGAGUGGUGCGACGACAUCGGACGCAUGGUGGACCAAAGCUCUUGGACCGACGACCGGGCGUGCGGGGAAAUCGGCGGCGAGGACGCUGUAGAGGACGGGGCAUCAUCUCCGCGUCGUGGUCCCUCUUCUGCCCGACCCGGCGAAGACGUCGAUACCUGGGCCGCACUCGUUGCACGGGCGCUGAGCAAGUAGACCACGAGGCACGGGUGGAAUAAUUAAAGGCAACGAUUGUCUUCUGCCGAGGAGGGGGUGUAGUUCGUUGCCCGGAGAAUUCUCAUUCUGCUUCUGCAGAAGGACGCACGGGGGAGAACGACGAGAAAAGCCAACGACGAUCGUAGUAUUUCAAGAGGAGAACCCUGAUCGCGGUUUCGACGAGGCACUCCAUUGUACUGCAGUAGAUGAAACACAUCAACAUCCGAGAACGCUUGGUGUCGUGAAAAAGAGGUUUAAAUUGUCCGAUUUGAAGAAGAAAGGUAAAUCUGAAGCGUGCCAGCACUCGAGGAGCCUCCUCGGUUUCUCGCUGAAAAUAAUAAACCACGG
This is a messenger RNA of Amoebophrya sp. A120, 3033 nucleotides long. The record is from the annotation of a GenBank genome assembly. Lineage: Eukaryota; Dinophyceae; Syndiniales; Amoebophryaceae.